UUUCAACUUUUUCUUCUGCUCUGUAUUACGAAGUAAAAAAAAUGUUCUUUUCCGAUUACAAUCUUAAACGGUUAACAUUUGUCACUCGUUUAUUGAUGAAUCGCGAUAUUCGCUUUAUUUUACCAUUGAUUAUGGCUAACUACACACGUUUGCAACUUUUACGUCUUAUAAAAAUGAGACUAAGAAUAAAGUCCAUUCCUGACAAGGCUCUACACCUUGCUAUCGACAGAGAAUCGUCAUUCACGACCAAUUACGUCGAUACUUAUUCGUGCAUUCUAGCUAAUGCCAAGUUAAUUAACGUUUCGACUAUUUCGUGGUACUACGUGUGCUGUACAUCUUCUCUGAAGAAGUACAAGGUGACGAUUCUUCCAAGUAAUCAUGUUGACACCGAUGAGCUUGUGAUGUCGGAAACGAUGAAGUUCAACGUACAGAGUUAUCUAAGCGUCACAGAAUUUGAAUCGGAUCGAUAUUUUAUAAUCGCAGCCUCAGAUCCUGAUCAAGGGAUUGCAAAAGAAGCUGAGAUAUCUUUGAUCUCAAAUCCAUACGAAUGUCCAGAAGACUUGGUCGAUACUUUACUGCAUAAUUACUUUUCCGAGGCUCGAUAUCUGAGGGAAAACGACGUCUUCUCCGUUGAUAUAAAAAAUUUUGCACCCAGCUUUCAGUUCCUAGUGGCUCGUGACAACUUCAAUGAAGUUCUCUUCAAAGUCAGACAUUUGGAUGUCGAUAAACUCACUCAAAAUCCACGGAAAGGCUGUUUUAUCGUACGAGGCAUAACUAGUCUGGUUCAAAAAUCAAAUAUCCAUAGCUACUUUCCGUGCCGUCAUUUAAUCUCUGGUUAUAAAUUCAAAGAUGGGUUAUUAGAUGACAACAAAGUGAUGAACUCUUUCUUGAGUAAUUGUCCACCGGCAUUGGAAAAGCCUUUGAAAAUGCUUACAGCUUGUAUUUUACCCUUCAUUCAGCACGAUAGUUUUGUUGAUAUACGACCUGUAUUUCUUGUGGAGGGGUCCGAAGGCAGUGGGAAAUCUAAUUUAGUACGAAUUGCUGCAGAGAGAAUGGGCCUGAAUUUAUUGAAAGUCGAUUUUUCUGACGUACAAUCUCUGACUAGCGCCCAAACAGAGGCAAAACUUAGAAUAGUUUUCCACAAUGCACAAAACUGCGUACCGUGCAUUUUAAUGCUGAGUAACAUUCAGAUCUUUGGUAAGGAUGGAGAGGGUAAAGAAGAUGAGCGAAUAAUAUCCUCAUUUGAUUCCGAGUUGAGAAAUUUGUACAAAGUGGGUACUAAAUACCCUUUGAUUGUAAUCGCUACUGCCGAUACUUCAGGGGUACCUGCUAGCUUGCAGCAAGUCUUCAUAGAAACUAUUUCUAUGGAACCUUUGGAUCCAAAUCAGAGAGUUGAAACCCUGAAAUGGCUUUUGGCCACCAAGGGGUUCAGAAACGAAGUAGAUCUAUCCCAAGUUGCAGCUUUAUGCACAGACUUUGUACUCGCCGAUCUAAAUGCCUUUGUUCUCCAUGCAGCCAAAAUUAGAAGCAGAUUUUCAUCUACCGAGACUGGAAUCUCUGAACUAACAUUGACGCAGGAGGAUUUUUCAAAGGCCCAUGAAUACAUGCAGUCGAGGUAUUCGGAUUGGAUAGGUGCGCCGCGAGUACCAAAAGUCUAUUGGAAGGAUAUAGGAGGCCUGGCAGACUUAAAGAGUGAAAUAUUACGGAGAAUAGAGCUACCAUUGCUGACGUCAGAUAAUGUCGGACUCAAUAGAACUGGUCUGCUUUUAUACGGCCCACCAGGAACUGGGAAAACUCUUUUAGCUAAGGCUGUCGCGACCGAGUGUCAAGUUCACUUUCUAUCUGUGAAGGGACCUGAAUUAUUAAACAUGUACGUCGGACAGAGCGAGAAAAAUGUCAGACAAGUAUUCGAAAGAGCAAGAGCAUCGGCGCCAUGUGUGAUAUUCUUUGAUGAGCUAGAUUCACUGGCACCAAAUCGUGGAAAAAACGGAGAUAGCGGAGGAGUGAUGGAUCGUGUUGUUUCGCAACUCUUAGCUGAAAUAGAUGGGAUGGGAAGUAAAGGAAGCGUAUUUAUCAUAGGGGCAACAAAUAGGCCAGAUUUAAUCGAUCCAGCAUUGCUAAGACCCGGAAGAUUUGACAAAUUGUUAUACGUGGGAAUAUCGUCAGAUAAAAAAUCACAGCUGAGUAUAUUGAGGGCGCUGACUAGAUCGUUCAAAUUCUUUGAUAACGGUGCAGAACUAGAUCAACUUGUUGAAAUAUUACCAGACAAUUUAACCGGCGCUGAUUUAUAUGCAGUUUGUUCAAAUGCCUGGCUUUUCGCAGUGCGUAGAAAUUUAGAGAAACUCGAUAAUAAGAAUGACGCCGACGAAGAGACAAAAGAUGAUAAUGAUAGUCUCGUGGAUCACGAUAAAGUUGUUGUGACCAAAGAUGACUUUUUUAAAGCAGCUAAAAAUAUCACACCUUCCGUCAGCAAAGAUGAAUUAAAACGUUACGAAAGAUUAAGAUAUGAAUUGAGUCCGACGGUUCGGUAGAUUUUAAAUUGAAAUUAUAUUUCUACGCAGUACGAAGCAUGCACAUUAGGUCCGCCAUUCUCCAGGGUGACAUAUUUUUUUAAAUCAGAAUCGUGAUGACACAAGAAUUUAAUGUUGCAAUUUCAUUCAUAUCUAUGUUAUGUAUUUUAGUCUGUCUUCCGUACUGAUUAUUACAUCCCAUAUCACUGCUCUAAUUGAAAAAGAAGCGUUACGAUGAAGCUUAUCGAAAUCAGUGUUUGCCCAGGCCACUCAGUCAUCUCGUGACAGAUGCGAUGGAAUUUCCUGAGAUAUUAGGUCAAAGCAUGAAAUCAUGUACGGAGGCACAUGUUAAUCAUGGGUAAAUAGGAAUAGAGUACCAUAAUUAAACGCCUUGCAACACACCAAUGUGUAUCUUGGAUGCCAAUUUAUCUACAUUGUAAGGAAUAUGUAAUGAUAAUCUUAAUUUAUUGGUAAGUUUUUUUGCCAACAACAAGAUCUGCACUACUUAUUCCGACAAGUUAUCGUCCAAAUGUGUAGAAAAAGUAGGAUUGGCAGAGAACUAAAAUGUAAAUCAAUCUGAAGG
Diprion similis is the source of this 3093-nucleotide messenger RNA. RefSeq names its product peroxisome assembly factor 2 (gene Pex6). The transcript is spliced from 6 exons. Gene Ontology annotation, biological process: protein import into peroxisome matrix. Lineage: Eukaryota; Metazoa; Arthropoda; Insecta; Hymenoptera; Diprionidae. The coding region runs from base 42 to 2531 and encodes 829 amino acids. Gene Ontology annotation, molecular function: ATP hydrolysis activity; ATP binding. The record is from RefSeq and is a predicted model, not a curated record. Gene Ontology annotation, cellular component: cytosol; peroxisomal membrane.